This is a messenger RNA of Acaulospora morrowiae, 165 nucleotides long. The record is from the annotation of a GenBank genome assembly. Lineage: Eukaryota; Fungi; Glomeromycota; Glomeromycetes; Diversisporales; Acaulosporaceae.
CGAAUAUGCAACAUUGAGUGUCAAGGAGGAGCUUGACGCCUUGAGUAUGAUAAGGGAAAUUAAUAGGAAAUCAAAAGAACGAAGAAUCCAAUUUCAUGAAAUUCACGAUCUCGAGGAUGACGAGAAAUCCAAAAUCAUUGAAAAAUUACGGGAAUUAGAACCCAU